Microcebus murinus (gray mouse lemur) is the source of this 994-nucleotide messenger RNA. RefSeq names its product olfactory receptor 4X2-like. Gene Ontology annotation, cellular component: membrane. The record is from RefSeq and is a predicted model, not a curated record. Gene Ontology annotation, molecular function: olfactory receptor activity; G protein-coupled receptor activity. Lineage: Eukaryota; Metazoa; Chordata; Mammalia; Primates; Cheirogaleidae. Gene Ontology annotation, biological process: G protein-coupled receptor signaling pathway.
CUCUUGGUGGCGACCACAUGGUUAACACGCACAAUGUGAGUGAAUUCAUUUUUCUGGGACUUUCCCCCAACCAGGAGGUGCAGAGAGUUUGCUUUGUGGUAUUUCUGCUCUUGUACACAGCAAUUGUGCUGGGGAACUUUCUCAUCGUGCUCACUGUCAUGACCAGUAGAAGUCUUGGUUCCCCUAUGUUCUUCUUCCUCAGCUACCUGUCCUUCGUGGAAAUCUGCUACUCCUCCACCACGGUCCCCAAACUCAUCUCAGAUCUGCUGGCUGAAAGGAAAGCCAUAUCUCUGUGGGGCUGCAUGACACAGCUUUUCUUCAUCCAUUUCUUUGGCGGUACUGAGAUGUUCCUGCUCACCGUGAUGGCCUAUGACCGCUAUGUGGCCAUCUGCAAGCCCCUCAACUACACCACCAUUAUGAACCGGCAGGUGUGUGCUGUCCUCGUGGGAAUAGCAUGGGUGGGAGGCUUUGUGCAUUCAUUUGCCCAAAUCCUUCUCAUAUUCCACUUGCCUUUUUGUGGCCCCAAUGUGAUCGACCACUAUUUCUGUGACCUGCUUCCUUUUCUCAAACUUGCCUGCUCUGAUACCUUCCGCAUUGGUCUGCUGAUUGUUGCCAAUGGGGGGACCCUGUCCGUCAUCAGCUUUGUGGUCCUCUUGGCAUCCUAUGUGGUCAUCUUGCUCCAUCUGAGGAUCCGGAGCUCGGAGGGGCGGCGCAAAGCCCUCUCCACCUGUGGGUCCCAUGUCACCGUGGUUAUCUUGUUCUUUGGGCCCUGCAUCUUCAUAUACCUGAGGCCUUCUGCCACUCUGCCUGUGGACAAGAUGGUGGCCGUGUUCUACACAGUGGUAACCCCACUCCUCAACCCUGUCAUCUACUCCCUGAGAAAUGCUGAAGUGAAGAAGGCCAUGAAGAGGCUGUGGAUCAGGACGAUGAACCUGGAAGAGAAAUAGAGUUCGAGUCUUGGAUUUUAUCCUUGGGUCGGGAUCCUGCUGUGUCU